AGAAAGGGAAUAUAGAAGUCCUCUGAAGAAUUAAAGGAGGAAAGAAGAAAAGAAAAAGAAUGUCUUGUCCAGGCUGCAGUAUACCCAAGUGCUCCAAGACGGGUUAGGCCAAGAUUCCAAAGAAUGGAUACUUGUUCUUCCCUCAUUUUGCUGACUCAAACCACAGAUAUCGAAGAAGGGGGGAAGUGGAAUAAAAUACUCAAUUAUCAAGUGCCAGAGGAAAGUACUACACUAUCCAAUGAAAAUUACUAUUACUGAGGCAUAGAUUGUUUCCACAGUAUAUACAUGUACAUGCAGAAAGCUCAUUGUAUUCAGUAUUUGCAAGUUGUUUUUUCACUGUGAAAAACUUAAUGCAAACUAAAAACAACUCUUUUGAGAAAUGGAAAACAAGAUCCCUUGCUGAAUCCCCCUCUGUAUGUUUGAGAUGAAUCACCCAGUUUACUGAUCUCUGACAAUAGGAAUGGUCUCUUAUGGUGUUGACUUUGUUCACCACCAUUGGUCAUGGAAGUUAUACUAACAGUAGACUUUCUUAUGUUUCUGAAGUCUUGCACAAGUGUAAGACAGAAGUUGAAAGUUACUCUUUUUUGCCAAGUCAGAAUUUGGGGAAGCUAUUAAGAAAAUUAUGGUUUCAUUCCCCUUUUUAAGAUUCUAACUGUGUAGGGGAUGGUCCUGGAAAGGUAUGAACAAAAAGAUCAUCUUUCUGUAUGGGGAAUGGCAAUUUUAUAAGAAUGUCCAGAAGAGGUUUAAUGUUUCAAGCUAGGACCCGUUGGCUUUUAGUGGGCCUUGCCUUGCUGUUCAGUUUGAUGUUGUUCAUGUACUUGCUUGAGUGUGCCCCUCAAACAGAUGGCAAUGGAUCCCUGCCUGGAAUUGUAGGGGAGAGCUUGGGUAAGGAAUACUACCAAGCGCUGCUUCAGGAGCAAGAGGAACAUUAUCAAACACGAGCUGCCAGUUUGAAGCGUCAGAUUGCCCAACUAAAGCAAGAGCUUCAGGAAAUGAGUGAUAAGUUAAAGUCACUACAGGAGAAAAAGAGCCCAAGAGUCAAUAGCAUGGGUUACCAAGGCACCAAAGAACAAGCAUCCAAUGAUCUCUUACAAUUUCUUCAUUCCCAAAUUGAUAAGGCUGAGGUGAGCACAGGGGCCAAACUACCAAGUGAAUAUGGUGUCAUUCCCUUUGAAAGCUUUACCUCCAUGAAAGUGUUUCAGUUAGAGAUGGGGCUUACACGUCAUCCAGAGGAGAAGCCUGUGAGAAAGGAUAAGCGUGAUGAGUUGGUGGAAGUCAUUGAGGCUGGCCUAGAGGUAAUCAAUAAUCCGGAUGAAGAUGAUGAUGAUGAUGAUGAUGGACUAGGAGAAAGGCAACUCUAUAAUGAAAAUGAUUUCAUAGAAGGUUAUUAUCGCACAGAAAGAGAUAAGGGAACGCAGUAUGAAUUGUUCUAUAAGAAGACAGAUGGUAUGGAGUAUAGACAUGUCACGCUGUUUCGACCGUUUGGACCCCUCAUGAAAGUGAAGAGCGAGACAGUUGACAUUUCCAGAUCAGUCAUUAACAUUAUUGUCCCUCUGGCUGGAAGGACUGAGACAUUUGCACAGUUUAUGCAAAACUUUAGGGAUGUCUGCAUUCAUCAGGACAGGAGGAUUCACCUCACAGUGGUCUACUUUGGACAAGAUGGACUAUCUGAAGUGAAAAGCAUCUUAGAUUCAGUAGCUAGGGAAACUGACUUUCACAAUUACACGCUGGUCUCUUUGAAUGAGGAAUUUAAUCGUGGACGGGGACUUGACAUGGGGGCCAGAGCAUGGGAGAAGGGAGAAGUGUUGAUGUUCUUCUGCGAUGUAGAUAUUUACUUCACAGCUGAGUUCCUUAACAGUUGCCGUUUGAAUGCUGAGCCAGGCAAGAAAGUUUUUUACCCUGUGGUGUUUAGCCUUUAUAAUCCAGCUAUUGUCUACGCCAAUCAAGAUAUGCCACCCCCAGUGGAGCAGCAAUUGGUGCACAAGAAGGAUUCUGGCUUCUGGCGGGAUUUCGGUUUUGGGAUGACUUGUCAAUAUCGGACAGACUUUCUGACUGUUGGUGGAUUUGACUUGGAAGUAAAAGGCUGGGGUGGAGAGGAUGUUCACCUUUACAGAAAGUACUUGCAUGGUGACCUCAUUGUAAUCCGGACACCAGUCCCAGGCCUAUUUCAUCUCUGGCAUGAGAAACAUUGUGCAGAUGAGCUGACUCCAGAGCAAUACCGUAUGUGUAUCCAAUCUAAAGCCAUGAAUGAAGCAUCUCAUUCGCACCUUGGAAUGCUGGUCUUCAGGGAGGAGAUAGAAACCCAUCUCCGAAAACAGGCCUAUAGGACUAACAGCGAAGCAGUAGGUUGAAAAGGAUCCUUAAUGCUGUAUGAAACGGAAGACUUUAAAUUGCAAGGAACCAGCAUCAUUCUACAGCCUUAAUUCUGCUUUAAAAAUGCAGUGCCUCUUUCAGUGAAGAAGGGUUGAAGUUCUUCUUUGACUGGUAUGCUGUUAUCUACAUACUUCACCAGUUCAGGCACCUAGUAAAGAACUUUUGAGAGUCAGUAGUUCUACAGUAUUACACUUACAGGGAAAAAUACAACAGCAGAAUGUAUGACUUAGCAUUUUGGUUGUUCUGAUAUAUUUUGUGUCUCACACUUGCAUUAUUUUAAGGUAAGGAAUACUUUAGGUAGACAGUGUUUUGUUUUGUCUGCUGAGUAUUGGUACUUUUUGUAUGGCUCAUUGCACUGUAAUACUAGGAAAGUACUGUAUUUACAUUCCAAGGAGAAAUAAAACAUAAACGUGACCAUGAAACUCACUGGGGGGGAAAAUGUAUGCAAGAGCUUGACUAACAUGUUAAUCAGUUAACUGGCUGAAUUCACAGAAAUACUUUGGUAACUGAGCUCGCUGUAUUAAUGGCCAUCAAUGUAAUUAUGGAAGAAUUUAUAUUGAAAAAAGGGGGGGGGGGAAUAAGGAAACCUCUUGAAGGCAGAAUUCUAGAACAAUUAGUAUCAUUUCACAUUCCCAAUGCAAAAGUGAGUUGGGGACUUACUUUUUGUUUGUUUGUUUUUAGCUCCAGGCCAAAAUCAUCCUCAGGUGUAUUUCAAGAUGCUCUAAGAUAGGCAGUAUGAAUACAAGCUGGUCACCUUCUUUCAUGUUGCUUCAUUGUAAUAUGAUAAGAUUUACUUUUUUUAAAGAUACCUUUAAUUUUUCAGAUGCAUGUUGCAUUCCAUUAGUUCAGUGGAGGUAACACUGCUGUUCAGUCUCCACAAAUUAAGAAAUUUAGUUUAAAACUGUUCACUAACUCUGCUAAUUGAUAUAUAUUUUGAAAUUCAGUUUUAGUUUAAAAAAAUCCUAAGGGAAACGAAUUGAAAAUCUGUGAUUGCUGGAAGGCAAAUAUGCUGUGGAAAAUAAUACUGGACACUGAUCCUUUUUACAUGUACAUAAAAUUUGCCUUUAUGUAACUUAUUGUGGAGAACAGUGUACGGAAUUGUGUAUUAAGCUGGGGAGAAUGUUAUGCAAGGUGUCUUGCAAUUGGUAUUCUCUUUAUAAUAAAUUGAAUAAGUCUGAAUUUUAUAACUUUUCCAAGCUAGUGCAUUGAAAUAUAAGUUGUUAUAAAGCAAA
Messenger RNA from Gavialis gangeticus (Gharial), 3605 nucleotides. RefSeq names its product chondroitin sulfate N-acetylgalactosaminyltransferase 2 (gene CSGALNACT2). Gene Ontology annotation, cellular component: Golgi cisterna membrane. Lineage: Eukaryota; Metazoa; Chordata; Crocodylia; Gavialidae. The record is from RefSeq and is a predicted model, not a curated record. The transcript has 8 exons. The coding region runs from base 705 to 2351 and encodes 548 amino acids. Gene Ontology annotation, molecular function: glucuronosyl-N-acetylgalactosaminyl-proteoglycan 4-beta-N-acetylgalactosaminyltransferase activity.